AUGAACCCCAAACUUCCCUACGUUCUCCUGGCUGGGGCUGCGGCGAUAAUCUUCAUUCUCUCCUGCAUGCUGCUGAGCAGGGGGAGGCGAUCACCCAGCUGUGAAUCCCAGCCCCGCAUCCUGGAGAAGAUGGGACCCACGAGCCAGAGCCUGGUCUUUGCCGAUCUGACGCCCGAAGAGAUGCUGCAAGUGGUGCGGUACCUGCAGGGAAACCUCGGGGUGCAGCUGGUUGACGCCUCGCGUGCAAAGCCCUCCGACAACUGCAUCGCCUCCAUCGACGUGCAGGUCCCCGCCAAGGCAGAGGUGCUGCGGUUCCUGGAUGGUGGGGGGCCUCGCCCCCCCCGGGAGGCGCUGGCUGUGCUGUACUUUGGGAACCAGCCAGACCCCAACGUCACCGAGUACGUGGUGGGUCCGCUGCCGACACCGGUGUAUCACCGGGACGUCACGGUGCAGAAGUACAGGGGGAAGGUGCCGUACCACCGCAGACCGAUGCUGGGCAGUGAGUACGAGCAGGUGGGAGUGUUCUUACAGAUGGUGGCAUUUGCUGCAGCCCCAACCUUCCUGAAAGAAGUGUUUGAGUACGACGGCACCAACGUGGCAUUUCAGACCACGGCCCCUCACGGGUUUCAGUCUGGAGACCGUAAGUCCUGGUUCAUCGUGUUUCAGAACGUGAGCGGGUUCUUCGUGCACCCGGUGGGGCUGGAGGUGCUGGUGGACCACAGCAGCCUGGACAUCUCCCGGUGGGCGGUGAGCAGGGUCUUCUACAACGGGCAGUACUACAGGGACAUGGUUCAGCUGGAGAGCGCCUACGUGCAGGGUCGCAUCAGCGUGGAGAAGGUGAGGAAGGCGCCGCGGGAUGGGGACUUCUCAUCCAUGAAGCCCCGAGCACCUUCGGCUGCGCUGUUCCCUUUGCAGUAUGAGCCCCAGGGUCCCCGCUACAGCGUCAGGAACAACCACGUCCUCUUCCAGGCCUGGAGCUUUGCCUUUGGGAUGAGUGUGAACACGGGCUUGCGCCUGUUUGACAUCCGACACAAGGGGGAGAGGGUUGCCUAUGAAAUCAGUGUCCAAGAAGCAUUGUCAGUGUAUGGCUCCAACUGCCCCGGAGGAAUGUCAACGAGGUACAUGGAUGGGAGCUUUGGCAUCGGGCGCCACACUUCCCCCUUGGUGCGAGGGGUCGACUGCCCAUACUCAGCCACCUACGUCGACACACACUCUCUGUCUGAGACCCUCAGCCCCAGUAAGAGAAAGGCUUCCCUCUGCAUUUUUGAGCAGAACCUGGGCUCCCCUCUGAGGCGCCACUACUCCAACUUGCAGUCGCUCUACUACGGGGGGCUGGUCAACUCUGCACUGGUCGUUCGCUCCAUUGCGACCGUGGGCAACCACGACUACGUGUGGGACUUCAUCUUCUACCAGAACGGGGCCAUUGAAGGCAAGGUCAAGGCCACGGGGUACACGAGCUCCUCCUUUCUCCAUGGGGAUGGUCUGAGAUACGGCAACAGGGUUUGGGAGCACACACUGGGUACGAUACGCACUCAUUUCAUCAACUAUAAAGUGGACUUGGACGUGGGAGGGGUGAAGAACUCCCUGGUGGCCCACGACAUGGCGUUUGAGAUGGCGCGGGCUCCCUGGAGCCCGGAGCAGCAGAUAGAGCGGCCACGACUCACCAAGAAAGUCCUGGACACGGAGGACCAGGCUGCCUUCCGGCUCCAGUCGAAGAUGCCCAGAUACAUCUACUUUGCGGCCAACAGCAAAAACAAGUGGGGCCACCAGCGUGGUUACAGGAUCCAGAUCACCAGUUUUGCGGGGGACCAUGUCCCCGAAGCCAGCUCCAUGGAGAGGGCCAUCAGCUGGGCAAGGUACCAGCUGGCCGUCACCCGACGGAAGGAGGAGGAGCCCACCAGCACCAGCAUCUACAACCAGAACGACCCCUGGACGCCCACCGUCACCUUCGCCAACUUCAUCAACAACGAGACCAUCACCAACGAGGACCUGGUUGCCUGGAUAACCGCUGGUUUCCUUCACAUCCCGCACUCGGAGGAUAUUCCCAACACUGUGACGGUGGGAAACUCGGUCGGCUUUCUCCUGAGACCCUACAACUACUAUGACCUGGACCCCUCCAUAUACUCGCACGAUGGUGUGUUUUUCACCAGCGAGCAGGACUUCACGGCGUGUGAAAUCAACCCUAUCGCAUGCCUGCCCAAAACUGCCUCUUGUUUGCCAAACUUCCCCCCGUUCACCUAUGAUGGUUUCCAAAAUAUGAGCAGGCUUUAA
Messenger RNA from Pelecanus crispus (Dalmatian pelican), 2271 nucleotides. Its product is annotated as amine oxidase [copper-containing] 3. Gene Ontology annotation, biological process: amine metabolic process. Gene Ontology annotation, molecular function: quinone binding; copper ion binding; primary methylamine oxidase activity. Gene Ontology annotation, cellular component: plasma membrane. The record is from RefSeq and is a predicted model, not a curated record. NCBI's taxonomy places the organism in Eukaryota, Metazoa, Chordata, Aves, Pelecaniformes, Pelecanidae.